Messenger RNA from Octodon degus (degu), 907 nucleotides. RefSeq names its product anterior gradient 2, protein disulphide isomerase family member (gene Agr2). NCBI's taxonomy places the organism in Eukaryota, Metazoa, Chordata, Mammalia, Rodentia, Octodontidae. Gene Ontology annotation, cellular component: endoplasmic reticulum. The coding region runs from base 135 to 662 and encodes 175 amino acids. Gene Ontology annotation, molecular function: dystroglycan binding. The record is from RefSeq and is a predicted model, not a curated record. The transcript is spliced from 8 exons.
CAGGGUUAGUGGGUGGGGUUGAGGUGAGCCCUGGUGCAUAAAUAGAGAGGCUCCGCGCUGCACUGCGGUGCACUCGAAGCUUGGACCGCUCCCUGGCAGCUCUCAGGCAGGUGGGCGGGGAAUCCAGAUUUGCCAUGGAGAAAAUUUCAGUGUCUGCAUUCUUGUUCCUGGUGGCCCUGUCCUACACGCUGGCCAAAGAAACCACAGUGAAACCCGGAGCUAAGAAGGACACCAAGGACUCUCGGCCCAAACUGCCCCAGACCCUCUCCCGAGGUUGGGGUGAUCAGCUCAUUUGGACUCAGACGUACGAAGAAGCCCUGUACAAAUCCAAGACCAGCAACAGACCGCUGAUGAUCAUCCAUCACUUGGACGAAUGCCCGCACAGUCAAGCUUUAAAGAAAGUGUUUGCUGAAAAUAAGGAAAUCCAGAAAUUGGCAGAAAAGUUUGUCCUUCUCAAUCUGGUUUAUGAAACAACUGACAAACACCUUUCCCCAGAUGGCCAGUACGUCCCCAGGGUGCUGUUUGUGGACCCAUCGCUGACAGUGAGAGCCGACAUAACCGGAAGGUACUCAAACCGCCUCUACGCCUACGAACCUUCAGACACAGCUCUCUUGCUUGACAACAUGAAGAAAGCCCUCAAGCUGCUGAAGACUGAACUGUAGAGGGAAAACCAGAGCCUGCAAACUCUUCCCAGCUAGCCAGGCCUCAAGACCGGGACGCAGAGACGGGAGAAGGCUGAAGAGAAGCCCUGGCCAACACGCGCCUUAGAUUACGGCUUAACGUUACGCCCACAUUUUAUUUUUUAAAAUUGGCUUCCGGAACACGUGUAUGAAAACAGUAUCAUACACCACUGCAGUAAGCCAUGAUUUUCUAAAAAAUAAAUCCUUUUGGAGGUACUUAAACUGGA